AAUAAGAAGAACUCCAAAUCACUAAACAGCUGGCAGAGCAUCACCUCCAAGUACCUGAAAGAAAUCCAUCAGAGAAGAAAGACAUGGUUGACAGUGGGGAUCACCUCAGAGUCAGGAAACGGUCAAAAUGGCCUCCUGGAUACCCUGGCCUCCCUGUACCACGCCUCCUCCACAUCUGAGCAGAGACAAAUGACUGUGCUGGUCCACCUGGCCGACUCUGACCCCACCUGGCUCAAGAGAACUAUCUUCCGCAUUUCAAGUCUCUACAGGUCCCAGAUUUUGACAGGGCAAUUACUACUGAUCCAUGCCCCACCUGAUGCCUACCCCACUGUGUCUAAUGUCCAGAAGGAGAUCUCUCAGGGGCAGAUCUACUCCAAGCAGAAUGUAGAUCACGCUUUCCUCAUGAGCUUUGCCACAAAGCUCUCCCCUUACUUCCUGUUGAUAGAGGACGAUGUCUUUUGUGCCCCCAAUUUUGUCGACCACAUUCGCUCAAAGGUGAUCGGCAGGAAGCCCAACACAUGGGUGCUCCUGGAGUUCUCUAAUAUGGGCAUCCUGGGUAAACUUCUCCACAGCAAGGACCUUCCACUCCUGACCCGUUUCCUCCUCCUCUUCCACAAGGAGCGACCUCUCGACUGGCUGAUCCGUCAUUUCUGUACCCUCUUGGCCCAGCAAAGCCCAAUCCUCUACAGACCCUUUCUCUUCUACCACAGGUUGACUCACUUCACUUUCACAAACAACGUAACAGACCAGGAAGAAGAUCUUCCUUGUCCCGAUAGCCUCACUGGAACGGUUUUCACGGACAUGAGGUUCUCUGAUGUUCAUUCCCCGCAGGCGGCCUAUGCUCUGGACGAGUCUUUCUUUUGGUCCUACAAUGUCAGUACAGGGAACUACUUGAUCUUGAUUUUGAACAAUCCAGCGAACCUCGACAGAGUGCAAAUAAGAACAGGCUCCAUCACGGAUGGAAAGUACAUCCUAGAGAAAGGACAGGUGGAACUAGGCUACGAGCCUGAAGGAACGCCCCCGAACUGCACCAGCUUUACCCUGCUUGGCCAUCUUGUGCAGGGGCAGAUGGAUCAGAUCAUCCUGAAAAGUGCUGGGUCUGAAGUAAGCUGCGUGAAGCUGGCAGUGAACGCUAAUCAGGUCGGGGGUCUCAUGGUCAGGCAUAUCUACAUCUGGGGGGAGAAUGCCGAAGUCAGAAGAAAUAAUCAAAGAUAUGAUAAGUGGUGAUGCUAUGUCAGUACCAACAAUUAAAAGCUCGAACCGUUUCAUCCAGCCAAUCUGAGCAAUCCGAGGGGACGGUAGACAGGAAAGCAGGCCCGUGUCCCCGAGUGGAGCAUCCUCCACCUCAGCCUUCAGCGGCUACGUGCCCUGCUCACUGGGUUUGAAAAGAAAGUCUCAGACAGGCCCAGACAUGUGGGACAUUUCUGUUAUUGCCAUCCCCACCCAGGUGAGAAGGGAGGGGUGGGUUUUUUCCAACCAAAAGGCCUCAGAGUAGGAUCCCCUCCCUUCUAGCUGGGCUACUUUAAGAAACCUGAGCGUCAGGAAUCAAUAUGUCACAAGAGAUAGGACAGAGAAGCGGGGCUCCCUGACUUCCCACUAGCAACAUCGCCUAUCACCUUCCUUCCAUCAGUGAGGGUGGAGACGGGUAUCAGCUGGUACCAGAAGGAAGGGUGGGCGUGAUGUGGUCUAGUGUGGGAGACCCCUGGGUCUGGGAUGUAAGGCAGAGGUGACAUCUCUGUAGGGUUACUGUGACAAUCAAGUGUGAUAAACGUGCGAGGACUCCAAA
Messenger RNA from Rattus rattus (black rat), 1786 nucleotides. RefSeq names its product alpha-1,3-mannosyl-glycoprotein 4-beta-N-acetylglucosaminyltransferase-like protein MGAT4E. NCBI's taxonomy places the organism in Eukaryota, Metazoa, Chordata, Mammalia, Rodentia, Muridae. Gene Ontology annotation, biological process: protein N-linked glycosylation. The record is from RefSeq and is a predicted model, not a curated record. Gene Ontology annotation, molecular function: acetylglucosaminyltransferase activity. The transcript is spliced from 2 exons. Bases 190 to 1227 code for a protein of 345 amino acids.